This is a messenger RNA of Sporisorium graminicola, 1443 nucleotides long. RefSeq lists its product as uncharacterized. Bases 1 to 1443 code for a protein of 480 amino acids. The transcript has 3 exons. Gene Ontology annotation, biological process: branched-chain amino acid catabolic process. The record is from RefSeq and is a predicted model, not a curated record. NCBI's taxonomy places the organism in Eukaryota, Fungi, Basidiomycota, Ustilaginomycetes, Ustilaginales, Ustilaginaceae. Gene Ontology annotation, molecular function: oxidoreductase activity, acting on the aldehyde or oxo group of donors, disulfide as acceptor.
AUGGCUUCGUCCAAUGUCCAUUCGAUGGGCCGUUUGCCCCUGCUCCUGUUUCGUUGUCUCCGGGUACCUGCCCGUUCGACCGUCAACUGGACCGCCACGCGUACUUUUGUUGCGUCUUCGCUAGCCCGUAAAGACGGGGACGAGCCACAGGGCCAUCUUCCCGGCCACCCGUCCUCAGUCUUUCUCACCUCGCUCAACGACAGCUUCUUCGACAGUGUUAAGCCCAAGACGCUCUCGGGCAAUCAGAAUGCAAAAGGUGGCAUUCCUACCUAUCGACUCAUGGACGGCGUCGGUCGUCUCUUGCCCGGUGUCACGGACGACAUGGUCAACAUUGACCAGUCCGAAGCCGUCAAGAUGUACCGCACCAUGCUGCUCCUCCCCGCCAUCGACGUCAUUCUGUACAACGCGCAACGCCAAGGCCGCAUCUCUUUCAUGAUGACUUCGUACGGCGAAGAGGGCGCUGUGAUCGGAAGCGCUGCUGGCCUGGACGCGAGGGACGAGGUAUUUGCACAGUACAGAGAGUCGGGCGUCUUGUUGUGGCGAGACUUUUCGCUGGACCACUUCAUGUCGCAGGUGUUUGGCGCCGAGGACGAUCUUUGCGGAGGUCGGCAAAUGCCCAUCCACUUUGGUAGCACUCAACACCAUUUUCAUACCAUCAGCAGUCCGCUUGCCACGCAGAUCCCACAGGCAGCGGGCGCUGGAUACGCGCUCAAGCGUACCAAGGGCAGAGAGGGCAAUGUCGUCAUUUGCUACUUUGGCGAAGGCGCUGCCAGCGAAGGCGACUUCCACGCCGGUCUGAACCUCGCCAGCACCACAAAGAGCCCCGUCAUCUUCUUCGUUCGUAACAACGGGUAUGCCAUCUCCACACCCGCUGCCGAGCAGUUCCGCGGAGACGGCAUCGCCUCCCGAGGUCCCGGCUACGGCAUGCUCACCAUCCGAGUCGACGGCAACGAUGCGCUUGCCGUCCGAUCUGCCGUCCAAGCUGCCAAGUCCAAAGCGCUGUCCGAACAGCGUCCCGUGCUGAUCGAAGCCAUGACCUACCGAGUGGGCCACCAUUCCACCUCGGACGACUCGUCGGCGUAUCGUUCCAAGCAAGCCGUCGAGAGCUGGAAGCAGAUGGACAAUCCGCUCCACCGCAUGCGCAACUUCCUCACCGAUCGCGGCUGGUGGAGUGACCAGCUGGAAGAAGAGGCCAAGGUGCAGCACCGAAAAAUCGUCAUCGAGGCCAUGGGAAGGGCGGAGAAGAAAAAGAGGCCGCAGCUGAGCAGUCUGUUUGAGGGGACAUAUCGCGGCGAGUUGCCGGCGAAUCUCAAGGAACAACGGGCUGAACUGGCCGAGCUGCUCGAAAAGUACGGUUCGCUGCCGGGAUGGUCCAAGGAGUUGGCCAAGCAUGCCAACGCAGGCAAGGAUAUGGAGCAGUAUCGAGAAAAGCAACAGGCCUGA